This is a messenger RNA of Ceraceosorus bombacis, 2091 nucleotides long. NCBI's taxonomy places the organism in Eukaryota, Fungi, Basidiomycota, Exobasidiomycetes, Ceraceosorales, Ceraceosoraceae. The record is from the annotation of a GenBank genome assembly.
AUGGUGUCGAUCGUGCCUGAAGGGUCCUUGUUGAGAGACGAGUCUCUCCAUCAAGCCUUUUACGCCUCGCUGCUCAUCCAGCACAGCUUGUUCCACACUUUGAGCGCCACAACGUUCAAAGGAGAAGGCAAAGACAUGCUCAAGAAGCGAGCAUGGAUCCUCACCACUUUCAACGGUUUGGUAAUGACGCUAGCAAGUCUUCCCUUUCUCUUCGAUCUCUUGCUCUCCGGCUUUGAUUUCCACGCGGUCAAGCACAGACGCUGGCUGGAAGAACCAGCUUCUGCUUUCUUCGUCGCAUACCUGCUGUCCGACCUGGGAUUAGGAUCCAUCUUCUAUCGCAAGCUCAUCAACUUUUCGUCUGGCUGGGCACAUCACACUGCAUACACUCUCCUCUUUGCUUACUGGGUUCACCGAGGUUGGGCAUUGUACGCCGUCAUGGCUUGCGUGUUCGAGUUGCCGACUUUCAUCAUGGGCUUGGCUUCGCUCGUGCCUCAGACACGUUCCAACAACGCCUUUACCAUUACCUUUUUCAUCACUCGCGUCUUUUUCCACUUUGGCUUGCUUUGCGCUAGCGUCACGGCCCAUGGAAGAGCCACACCAGGCAUAGAUGGUAGCUGGGGUGUCGCCAACAGCAUCAUCGCGACUUACCCGAUGCAUCUCUGGUGGGGCUACAAAUGCAUCAUGAGCGUCCGGCGACGAAUGAAGAGGCGCGCGGCGGAGAAGAAGGAGAGAGCGCCCAUGCUCAACGAGGCUGGCAGGAGAUUGUCCGCUGCUAGAAAGGAAGAGGGGUACUUUUCUGGAUUUGGACAGCUCAUGAACGGCCUCGCGCCCCCCGAUACCAGCAGUGCGCUCAACACGCCAGCUGCCACGCCUGGCAGCGUCACUCCACCUGCUCGAGCUGAAUCUCCCUUCGGAUACACUGCCCCUGUAGCGCUGCAUGCCGCGUUUGCAAGGGCAGCAGCAGCGGGAAGGGCUCCUAUCGACAUGGUUCGCAGGCGACGCGCAGCCAAAGCCGCAGCCGAGCGUCGCAAAGCUGCUAUAGCCGGAGCAGAGACGGACGGGUGGUCAACGGGAGACGCAGAAGAUUCAGCGGGGGAGAACGCUUCCCUGCUGUCCUCCUCCUUCGGGAGCGGAAUCGGUGUCAGGAGAGCUUCGACUGCUUCUAGCUCCAGCGAAGUUUCUGCUUUGUCGGCGCCCUCGACUCGACGUAGCAUUGAUGGAGAAGCUUCUUCGAGCUCUUUGGACGUUCGGCCAUCCCCACACUCGUUCAGAAGGCACUCGAUGCAAGGUCCACCCUCGGCUCUACACGAGAACAAAUCGAAGCAAAGGCUCUUUACCGCUCCAGUCCCGCCCAUCGAUGCUGGUCCAGGCGCUCGCGAACCCUUUUUGGCCAUCAGAUCGCCUGCAGAGGCGAAAGACCGCGCUAGGAGACUGGUAGCCGAUGCGGUCAGAAAAGUCUGGAUUUCUGCACCCAACACUUGGAGAGCUCAAUUCGAGGCAGAAGCGGAAGCAGGCGCCCGACUGAGGGCCGCCGCUGCCGCCGCGGCUGCUACAGCCAAGUCUAACGACGAGGGUGCUGGGCGCAGGGCUAGUCUGGGUGCUUCGGAGGACUCUACAAGCGCUGAAGAGACGGAUGCAGAUGCCGGAGUCUCCGGCCGAGAAGAUGAGGAUGCGAUGGAGCAAACUCGAGCUCAGCGAGCUAGAGCAGCCGCUAGGCGAGCCAUAAUCCGGGCGGUGAGGCGUGCCAUCAACGGCAAGGAUGCGGACGGACUAGACGAAGCUAGACUGGCCGGCGUUUCGGCCGGUGUGCUGGAAGAUCCGAGCGUAGACUUGGACAGCGUGGAUGGUGCCGCGAGAAGCAGACAACAGAGCUUGAUGGAGGACGCUACGAGCAGGACCAUCAAUGCGCUCGACUUGCAACAGUUGCUCAAAUUCGUUCCGCCUUUGCCCCCCGAUAUGACGGGCAAGUCUUUCGACGUCAGGCCGCUAGAGGUGGAGCAGGUGGAAGGUCAGAGGAGAAAGAGGUGGGUGAACCAGCUGCGAAGGCGCAUGGAAGUUCAAAGGAGGGGCGACGAUUUUGUCCUGUGGUGA